AAAAAACUUGAUUUUCGAAGAAAGCGUGCUAAACAUGGCAGGAGCUGGAGCGGAAUAUUUGGCCUCGAUAUUUGGUACAGAGAAAGAUAAAGUGAACUGUUCAUUUUACUUCAAGAUUGGAGCAUGUCGUCAUGGUGACAGGUGUUCUCGUAUCCAUAACAAACCAACAUUUAGCCAGACUGUCCUUCUUCAAAAUUUAUAUCAAAGUCCCCAAAGUGCAGCUCAAGUUACUGAUGGUUCAGGUAGCGCUAUAUCUGAUGUUGAAGCACAAGAACAUUAUGAUAGAUUCUUUGAGGAUGUAUUUCUUGAGCUUGAAAAGUAUGGUGAGAUUGAGGAGAUGAACGUUUGUGAUAAUUUGGGUGAUCAUCUUGUGGGAAAUGUUUACAUCAAGUAUCGUCGUGAGGAAGAUGCUGAAAAAGCAUGUAAAAUCUUGAAUUCACGAUGGUAUGAUGGUCAGGCUAUUUAUGCUGAACUUUCUCCAGUGACAGACUUCAGAGAAGCUUGUUGCAGACAAUAUGAAAUGGGAGAGUGUACACGUGGUGGAUUUUGCAAUUUCAUGCACAUGCGACCUAUUUCUCGUGAAUUGAGACGAGAGUUGUAUGGUCGAGUAAGAAGAAACAAAAGACCGGCUUAUCGCUCUCCUUCUCCCUAUAAACGUCGUUCCAAUUCUCAUUCUCCUCGAAGAAAAUCAAGAUCUCGCUCUCCAAGGCGAUAAAAGGGCUUCCACAAAUAUUGGUUGAACUUUCUUCAUAUUUUAAAGCAACUUUGUUUCUUCUGUUUAUUAUUUACUUUAACAUUUGCUUUGUUGAAUAUAAAAUAUCUUUAAAAUGUUUGUUAGUGUCAACUGUCAAGAAGUGCUUACACAAAUGAUAAUCAAUAAUAAACCAAAACUGCUGACGUGAAAUAAUCAACGAUCAAAUGAUUAA
Messenger RNA from Xenia sp. Carnegie-2017, 926 nucleotides. RefSeq names its product splicing factor U2AF 26 kDa subunit-like. The record is from RefSeq and is a predicted model, not a curated record. NCBI's taxonomy places the organism in Eukaryota, Metazoa, Cnidaria, Anthozoa, Malacalcyonacea, Xeniidae. Gene Ontology annotation, biological process: mRNA splicing, via spliceosome. Bases 35 to 715 code for a protein of 226 amino acids. The transcript has 10 exons. Gene Ontology annotation, molecular function: pre-mRNA 3'-splice site binding; metal ion binding. Gene Ontology annotation, cellular component: spliceosomal complex; U2AF complex.